Bufo bufo (common toad) is the source of this 2133-nucleotide messenger RNA. It is a transcript of the gene PDLIM4, whose product is annotated as PDZ and LIM domain 4. NCBI's taxonomy places the organism in Eukaryota, Metazoa, Chordata, Amphibia, Anura, Bufonidae. Gene Ontology annotation, cellular component: stress fiber; Z disc; filamentous actin. The coding region runs from base 108 to 1163 and encodes 351 amino acids. Gene Ontology annotation, biological process: heart development; actin cytoskeleton organization; muscle structure development. The record is from RefSeq and is a predicted model, not a curated record. The transcript is spliced from 8 exons. Gene Ontology annotation, molecular function: actin binding; muscle alpha-actinin binding.
GGUGAGCAAUACUCAGGGCAGGAGGCACUGAGUAGUUUAGUCCGGUGCCUGAGAAGUGCCCGGGAGCAGGCAGCGCAGAGCUCUGUACUAUAGCCGGAUCCUACACUAUGGCACAGACUGUCACCCUCAAUGGCCCCUCUCCCUGGGGGUUUAGACUGGUGGGGGGCAAGGACUUCAGCACCCCUCUGACUUUAUCCCGGAUUAAUCCCGGAAGCAAGGCUGCUUUGGCUAACCUAUGCCCAGGGGAUGUUAUUCUGGAAAUCAAUGGGGAGAAAACAGAAAACAUGACUCAUCUACAGGCUCAGAACAAGAUUAAGGCUUGCUCAAACCAUCUGACACUUUCCCUAAACAGGCACCUUGUUCUGGAUCCAGUGGACAUCACGCCAGCGACACCCUGGAUGAGAUAUGAAGGGAGGGCAUGGUCACCUACAGAAGAGAUCAGACAACAACCUCGCAAAUAUAGCCUGGAAUCAGAGUUACAGGAUAUUUUCCCAAUGGAAAGUGCUAACAACAGACGAUCUGCACCAGUUUCCCCUCGAGGCAGUCCAAGCGAUGUCCGACCAAUGGUCAACUCCCAGUACAACAAUCCAUCAAGACUCUACACAAACAACAACAAUAAUGCUAUAGAAUCACAGCUGUCUUCACAUAUGGGCAGGAUCAAUAUCUCUUCUCCCCAAAGUGUUGACCCACAGAGAGGUGCCUCAAGAAGCCGAAAUGGAAUACACGUUGAAUCAGAUGUGUACAAAAUGCUCCAAGAUUAUGAAGAACCAGUGUCACAGCCGAAGCAGUCUGGAUCAUUCAAAUAUUUGCAAGACAUGCUAGAAGCUGGAGAGAAUGGUGAAAAGCUAGAAAGACCAGCCAGCUCCAGGAAUGUCAAGUCUCCUGUGUCUAAGCUGAGCAGUCCACUGACUGGCUUACAGAUGCUCCCGGAGUGCACCAGAUGUGGGAACGGGAUUGUCGGUACUAUAGUCAAGGCUCGAGACAAGCUCUAUCAUCCAGAAUGCUUCAUGUGUGAUGAUUGUGGCCUCAACUUGAAACAGAGAGGCUAUUUCUUUAUUGAAGAGCAGCUGUACUGCGAAACUCACGCCAAGGAGAGAGUCAAGCCUCCAGAGGGAUAUGAUGUUGUGGCUGUUUAUCCCAAUGCCAAAGUUGAACUUGUCUAACUAUUAAAGCAAUCUUGCUGGAGAAGUCUACAGUCUUACAGAGCAAUACUCCCAGAGCCCUUCCCACAAGAAAUAAUAGUUUUACAUUCCCUUGACAAGACAUCUCCAUGCUAACAUUGUAUCCAAGAAAACCAUGCAGAACCACAAUGAAAACGCUUCAGAAUAUACAUUUACUUCCUGAAUGAAUUACACUGAACAUAAUAUCUAUAGGGAGCCAUGUCAGAAAGGUUUCUAACCCUUUUUUGCAUUAACUACCCAUAUGUCUUGCGUUGCUCUUUGUUUAAUAUGCAGUCUAUAUGUGUGCAGUCUACAGUUUUUCUUCUUUUGGCACCAACAGAAUCCGCUGUAAAUACUAAAUAAAAUUGUUCUUCUGCGCUAAUAAAAUAUAUUGUUUUUAGUAUUUUCAAGCAGUGUCUUUUUUGUAUCUGACAAUCCCCAAAAGUCAUAUGAUAACAGGUUACUGUGUUUAGUCUAUGUAUACCUUAUUAUAUAUAGCUUUUCCUUCUGGACAUCCUGUUGCAGUGUGUGCAGAUCUUCUCCAUGCCGUAUUCUGUAGCAUGGCACUUUUGGGCUCUUCACAUCAUGCUAUAGCCCUUCAUUGAGCAUUUUGCCAGGGGACUAGGGGGAGAUUUAUCAUCUCCUAUGCGCCAAAAAAGUGACGUUUAAAAGUCACAUCGGCGACUUUUUAACUGCCACUUUAAAAAAAAUUGUUACAUCUGCCACUUUUAGUCAUCCUCAACACUUUUCUGAAAGCGCGAGUGGCGAGCUGCCCUGACAAGUUUAUCUUCAUUUAGUAGUAUUGUAGUCUACCAUGCUAUUGUGUCCUGCAAAGACGCACAGAAAUAGAAGCAAGUCGAAGUCCAAAGUUUAAUCCCUUCACGCAUUUGGACCUAACUGUACGUCCAAACUGCAAGUGACAGUGCAUUUGGACAUACAGUCACGUCCAAACUGCUUACCGGAAAUUUGGCAA